GCGAGUAGUCGCGCGCCGGCCACAGCGACGCACGCGCGCGCGUUAUACUGCCUCCGACUCCGGAAUAUCCAUUCCUCAUUUGAAAUGACCGGUCCGAAACACGAACGCUUGCUAGUGUUCACAGAGUGCUUGCCCAGUAGUGAUUCCUCUAAUUGGUGCUUUUGAGUGAGUGACGCCGGGAAUGUACGAGAACUCCCGCUGGACAAGUUUACAAUGGCCCAAAUUGCAUUAAAUGGGUAAUUGUUCAGGUGGUGUUACAAACAAUUUAACAAACCAUGAACAGUGAUAGAACAAAAAUGAACUUUUCGACCGUGACGUGAUAAAAAAACUGCCACAAAAUGAAAAACAGUGAGGAGUGUUUAGACUGAACGAGACAUUACUAGACAUUAUUACAAACAGUGUGAUAUUUAUUGAUCUUAUUUAAAAUUAAGUUGUAAAUUAUAAAGAAACAUUAUAUCAAUUAGACUUAUAACAUUGUAAAUAUAUUUGUUAAGUGAUAAAAGACGUUUAGUGUUCGUAUAAGCCUGCUGGCUGGCAAAGUUUGGGACUCUAAGCCCGCGGCAGAAACGUUGGAGGCGACGGCGGCCAUCGCAGGCAUGGGAAUCAAAGUCAUGAUGAAAGCUUUCAAUAAGCCAAAAGACAUCCCGUCGCAGGUGCCGCCGCUGACGCCUGGCACCAACAAGAAGAUGGCCGAGGCGCUGAAGGCUACCUUCGCCUCCUGGGAGAAGGAGCAACUGCGCCUCGGCGUGCCCAAAGAUCCCCGACAAUGGAGCGAAGCGGCGGUAGCGGCAUGGCUGCGCUGGGCGGCGCGCGAGUUCUCUCUCGAGGGCGUCGCGCUGCAGCAAUUUGCGCGUGCGCAGGGCAAGGACAUCUGCGCUAUGGGCCGCGAGGAGUUCGUCGCGCGCGCACCCGCCUUCAUGGGAGACAUACUGUGGGAGCACCUCGAGAUACUACAGAAAGACGUAGAGAAGGAGCGGUCUUUACUCGCGAACGUGCCGCCCAACAUGUACGAGAGCAACGUGUGCCUGCCCGAGUUGUCAGAGUACAUCCCGCCGCCUGCGCACCACUACAACAACAACAACAAUACUGGAGGAUACACCACAGGCGGUCCUCGGGAGCCGAACGCGUACGGCUACUCGGAAGCGAGCGGCGGCGCGGCGGCCCCGGCGCCUGCGCCCGCGCCCGCUGCCUCCUCCCCCCUCGACGAGUACUACCCGCCGGAGUACCCCCCCGCGCCGCCUCCUGCGCAGCCCUACCUCGACGAGUACUAUCACCACGCGCAUGCCCACACGCAGCCGCUGCUCGCGCACCCCGAACACAAGUACCAGCCGCAUGGAUACAACAAGCCUUAUCCUAGAGCAGGUGCAGGCGGGAGGUACGGUGGCGAAAGCUACGGCGAGGGCUAUGGCACGGAGUACGGCGGCGCAUGCGCAGACUGGGGCGAAUGGCCCAGCGAACAGCACGCGCUUAUCCCCCAAGACAAGCUGGCAUAUCCCGCCUCUGGACCAUGCUUUACCGGUUCAGGCCCCAUCCAGUUGUGGCAGUUCCUACUAGAGCUGCUCACCGACAAGAGCUGCCAAGGUUUCAUCUCCUGGACAGGAGACGGCUGGGAGUUCAAGCUCACCGACCCAGAUGAGGUGGCCCGCCGCUGGGGCAUCCGCAAGAACAAGCCGAAGAUGAACUACGAGAAACUCUCACGUGGUCUCCGCUACUAUUACGACAAGAACAUCAUUCACAAGACGGCCGGGAAACGUUACGUGUAUCGCUUCGUCUGCGAUCUGCAAAGCUUGCUCGGAAUCUCGCCCGAACAACUGCACGCAAUGUACGAGCCCAAGAUGGAAAAGAAAGACGACGACUGAACCCGACUCACUCUCGAUCGCCACUCACUCGCUUCUCACGCGAUCGCCAUCCUUUCGCAGACCAUUUAGUACCGCACAUUUUGGCUAGCUGCCAUAUAAUAAGCUACAUACGUAAUAUAGUUCUUUUUGGAACUGACAUUUCAGUCACAAAACACACUUUGUAGAUAGAGGAUACAACUGUAAAAAAUUCCAGACAUUAUUUCCUCACUUUUUAUUUCGAAUGGCCUGGAAUCAUUCGGGACCUUCAAGUCAAAGGUGGCUAAUGAUUAUAGUCAGUUGGUAGUCAGAUUGUACAUUGAGCCGUUAAAUUAUGUACCUAGUGUCAAUUCUUAACGUUUUGGUUUACUUUGAUCUUGAUUGUUAUAUUUGGAACAUAGCAAAAAUGUUUAAAAGGCUCAUAGUUUCGACCUUGUAGUAGCAUUGUUUGCAUAUAGAAGAGAAUUUCCUUUGAAUGUCGGAUUUGAUCUCAUACACAGCCACCAAUGGAACUAACACUAACUUAUACAAACGUAAUUCAUUUUACAUCUUCAUGAUUAUUUAUACGUACAUGUAACCAAUAAACCAACGGUGCCUUACAUUAUUAUUCACUCCAUACAUUUACAAGGACAGUUGAUCCUUUUUGAUUUCGUCGUUAUAUGCCAGUAUUAAAGAGGCACAACAAAUCAUGAAAUUAUUUAUAAAAAUAGUCACAGCCCAAUGUUUAAUGUCUUAAAAUAAAUCAACACAAUUGACGAAUAUCAAAAACUAGUGCUAAAGUAGUAAAAUUCUGCUAUAAUUUUAACGAUAACUGUAAAUAUAAGUUAAUUUUGUUACUUUAUAAAAAUAAUUAGGUAUUAUAUUAAAAUAGGUAUUAAGUGUUGUAUGUUUGAUACGCAAAUUGUUGCAAUAUGCGAUUAAAUUAUGCAUAGUUAGAACGUGAUGGACAUGAAACGAUUAUUGAAUAUUUAAUGCAGAAAGUCCAAAGAUUAUAAAAUCUAAAACUCCCACCAAUUGGUAAAGAUAUUAUGGAACUACCAAAGGGACUUCUCGUUUUGCUAUUUUCAAAAUACUUGACCCUCUAGUGGCCGUUUGUUUCAAAUGAGAUUCUCCAUCGAUCGAUAGUCAGUAAUCAUAGCAUCUUGUACUCGGCAAUAAUUAGCAACUGUAAACUUUACCUAAAUUCCUGAACAUAAGCAACACGCCUGGUGACGUCAUUGGUCGCUGAUCUCGUGGUAAGGGAUUGUAAUGUCUUACUAGUUAUGAAAUUAAUUAGUUGUAUUAUUUUCAAUUUUUAUAGCUCCUAGCGUACACCGAAGAUAUUUCGAUAAGUUUUAUUUUGUAAAGUAUCUCUCCUCCAUCAAUACCAUACUAUUGUCCGAUUCAAAUAUGAUCGGGUGGUCGAAUCCCUUCAUCGAACGCACGGUGUUUUAAAUUAUGAAUAAAAACUAUACAUAUCCCUGCUUCACUGAACUUCUGUGUGUACAUUUUAUGGGACAUGUUUCGUCUAGCUGUCAAUUAUCCAUAUCAACACUUUGGAAUUUAUUUAAAAUUAAACAAUGUCUUCCCUGCCUUGAAAAGCUCAUCAGUAGGUCUAACUCAAUUUGUAAUUGUGGAUUUUACUAUGUAAUUUUAUACGAUUGUUUAGUUAUUGUACCGUACAUAUUUACAUGAUCCUGUAAGCGAAAGCCAUUUUAAAGUGAGACCUAUUGUAGUUACGGCCAAAUUAUUGAAUGUGUAAGUGUCGUAUGUAUUGAUGGAAGAUAUAAAUUUAAAUAUAUAUAUUUACGAAAUUA
Pectinophora gossypiella (pink bollworm) is the source of this 3631-nucleotide messenger RNA. It is a transcript of the gene pnt, whose product is annotated as ETS-like protein pointed. Gene Ontology annotation, biological process: regulation of transcription by RNA polymerase II; cell differentiation. Gene Ontology annotation, molecular function: DNA-binding transcription factor activity, RNA polymerase II-specific; sequence-specific DNA binding. Bases 597 to 1859 code for a protein of 420 amino acids. Gene Ontology annotation, cellular component: nucleus. Lineage: Eukaryota; Metazoa; Arthropoda; Insecta; Lepidoptera; Gelechiidae. The record is from RefSeq and is a predicted model, not a curated record. The transcript has 10 exons.